Dioszegia hungarica is the source of this 1227-nucleotide messenger RNA. RefSeq lists its product as uncharacterized. The record is from RefSeq and is a predicted model, not a curated record. The transcript has 3 exons. Lineage: Eukaryota; Fungi; Basidiomycota; Tremellomycetes; Tremellales; Bulleribasidiaceae. Bases 1 to 1227 code for a protein of 408 amino acids.
AUGCCCUACCAGGCUGAUAAUCCCGCCGUCGGACGUGCUCAAGACCGAGAUGUCUUUUGGGAGCGCGUACUGCCGUUCGUCCACCGUUCAUGGCCGGCACCUCUCUCGCGCCCCCUCCGUACGGCGCUCCGCCAGCCUGAUUUGGCGAGUGUCUGUCGCGUCUCAAAGACGCUCCAACGGAUUGCCACACCCCUCCUGUACCGCACCCUCGUCACCGACGACUUUCCUUCCCUGAUCGCCAACAUCGACCUCUCUCUCCGCACCUCCCCCCUUCGUCAGACCAGACACCUCUUCAUCGAAUACUCGAAUAAAAAGACGGCUCCCAGCUACGUCGAGUUAUGUCGCGACGGUCCCAUCCUCUGGCUCGGGUGUGGCAUGCUGACUCAGGAGCUGUCCAAGCUCCAGGUGGUCGACUGUCGCGUGGAAUUGGAGCGGAUGCUAGAGUGCGUGCUGCAUCUCCGCGAGGUCGGCAUCGCCAGAGUAUUUCCUCGACUCAAGACUCUGGCGAUUUCUUCCAUCUACGGAAAGGCGGAUGACUCGUAUGCCCGCUACAGGCCCAUGGCCCAUGCAACACAAACGGCUGGCGCUGAGGGUUGCGCCUUUCUGUUCCAAAUGGUCAUGGAUACCUCCCCCACUCUCUCACACAUCUGCACCCGGCAGGUCCUUUCUCCGCUCAGCCCGCCCACGGGGGUGUUCCCGGACGUCCCACCGGGCAGGUUUGCUAGGACCAUUCACUUCGGCGGGCUUUACGACGGCCAGCUCAAAGUGCGUGACGUUAUCAAUCUCCACGGUCCGGACAUGGUCCUCACUCCGUACCAGCUCAACAUCCCCCUGAAUGAUACGAUCGUCGUCCCCCUCGGCUUACCCGUCCGCUUAUAUAGCGACUUUGAGUCCUCAAACAACUUCCAAGAGCUCGAAUACUACGUUAAACAGACUAUUCUCGGCUCCGUCGUUCCUGAGGCGCCAAACCCCAUAUGGCACGCCACACAACCGCAACAGGACCUUUCCACCACCGUCCUGCACACCCUGGGCCUACCGAGCACCGAGGGCGGCUGCGACCAGCAAUACGUCCUGUCGGCGGAACAGCAGCGGCUGCUGGCGGAUAUCAAGGGCAAGGCCCUUCAGAAGAUGGAGAGGGACAAGGGCGGGGAACACCACUCUGUGCGCUGGUACACGUCCGGAGAUGCCCCGCCCUGCAUGGCGUGCGGCUCGGUCCCUCCAGUGUGA